AGAAGCGGAUCGUGAUUGUUCGAUUCUGCGGAGGUUUAUUUUCUGCAUUGUGUCAGAUGGUGUUUUUUUCUUUCACUCUAGAAUCUAUCCCAGCGCAGAAGGUGAAGGUUAAAUGAUUGCUCAACGAAAAUUUGUGAUAAUACGCGACGAAAUGCUGAACUCGCUUUGUAUCGCUGACAAAUAGUUGACGCAGUGUCCAGGAAUGUUGGUGAAAUUGAUAGCGAAUGGGAAUUUAGUGGCCAGAAGGCGUUUUCUUCAAUAAAUAAUUGGUCACCGAAAAAGUGAUGUCAUCGUUGGUUUUUUUUUGCCUUACAUUCGCACCAUGAAAAGUGACGAGCCAAUGCAGUGUUAAUUGGGGGAUGGGUUGUGAUUACCGGAUGAUGUGAACCAUGUUUUGUUUUUUUCCUCCCAGCAGCAGUGAAUAGAGAUUAGUGGUAAUGGCAAAUGGUUAGAUAUUUAUUUUCAUCAGAAACAUGUAGAUGAAGCCACAUGUGUGUAGUGAUUGAAUUUAUUUCCCGGCUGAAAAUAGAAAAAUACGAUAGGCAAAUCCAGAUUGCUUGAAUCGAAUUGUUUUAUAGUGAAAUAGUCGUGCAAGGUCGCAGUUAUUUUGGACCGUAAAAAUGGUCUUCGAGAGUAUUGUUGCAGACGUCCUGAACCGUUUCGUUGGCGAAUAUGUGGAGAAUCUGGAUAAGAAGCAACUGAAAAUCGGAAUAUGGGGAGGUGACGUCGUGCUCCACAAUCUGAUCCUCAAGCAGAGCGCCCUCAAGGAGCUCGACUUACCGGUGACCACGCUGUAUGGUCACCUAGGUAAGCUGGUGCUCAAGAUACCAUGGAAAAAUUUAUACAGCGCCCCAGUGGAAGCCAUCGUUGACAAGUUGUAUCUGCUGGCCGUUCCCAAUACCGACGUUCGCUACAACAGUGAGAAGGAGGAAAAGAAUGCCUUCGAAGCGAAGAAAGCCGAAUUGGCGCGCAUAGAACAGGCGAAAAAGAGCGAGGAGGACAAAGACAAACCGGUGGCGGACAAAACGUUCACCGAGAAGCUAACGGCGCAGAUCGUGAACAAUGUUCAGAUAAAGAUUUCCGACAUUCACAUUCGUUAUGAGGACACAACCACGACCGGAUAUCCGUUCGCGUUCGGUGUGACGUUGAGUAACCUCAGUGUCCACACUACCGAUGCGAAUUGGAUGCAAACGCUCGUUUCGGAAUCGGUUACCAAAAUAUACAAGGUGGCCCAGCUGGAGAUGCUGUCGGUUUAUAUGAACUGUAACACCCAGCUGUUCCAAGAGCAAGAUCCAUCGAUGUAUAAGGUGUUGUUUCAAGAGACGAUCGCUUCGAAAAGUCAGAAACCGGAGGGGUAUCAUUAUAUUUUUGGACCGAUCAGUUCAGGAGCUCGGCUAGAGAUGGUACCGAACCCAGAAGCGGAGGAACGGCCAUUCACUUCUCCCAAAAUUAAACUGAAGCUUUGCAUGGAAACGUUAGCUAUCGGUGUGACGAAAAUUCAAUUUCAGAAUACGAUGCAAUUGGUGGAAGCCUUUGGCAGGAUGAUGCGGGCAAUGCCAUAUAGAUCGUUUAGACCCCACGGCAUCACUUACAAGCAUCAUUAUAAGAGGUGGUGGCAGUUUGCGUAUGCGUGCAUUUUGGAAGUCGAAGUUAGGAGACGGCGUAAAAACUGGUCGUGGGAUAAUAUGCGACGUCAUAGGGAAAAUUUAAAAAGCUAUGAAGAGGCAUAUAAGGUUCGACUGACAAGUAAGAAAUUAACCCCGGAAAUCACGAACCGUUGUGAGGAGUUGGAGAAGGUUUUGGAUUUGCAAAAUAUUGUCGUCAUAAGGCAAAAAAUCGAGCUUGAAGUGCAGAAAGAGGGUAAAAAGCAGGAGGCGGAACAAAAAGCUGGAUGGUUUAGCUCCUGGUGGGGAGGCGGUGCGAAGAAGAAUGACGAUGCCAAUGGUGCUACGGACAUAAAGAAACAAUUUGAAGCAGCGAUGACUUCAGAUGAAAAGGCGAAACUAUUCAGAGCCAUCGGUUAUCAGGAGAGUGAUACACCGACAGAACUACCGGAAUACUAUGUUGCUCAGGUUCUCCAGUUCGAGUUAAAUUCGCUGGAGGUUUCCAUAAAAUCGGAAGUUUCGAUUGGUUCUCAGGAAGUUAUUUGCAGCUCUGGCCUACCGCUGGAAAGGGUGAUGCUGCUGGAGUUGAAGAAUGUCAAGUGCGGGGUGCAACAAAGACCUUCCGCCGGAGCCAUGAAGGCAUCGCUGUCAAUGCAGGAACUAACAAUUUCUGGUUUACGCCAAGACGAGGUUCUUCCAAUCAUGGUUAGAUCCCAAUUGGAAGGAUCAGACACCUUACUAGAUGUAUCAUUUGAGACAAACCCGGAGGACAAGCUUUGCGACCAACGUGUCAUAGUGACUUCCAGACCUCUACAGAUCAUUUACGAUGCAGAAACCAUCAUUCAGUUGGCCAAAGUUUUCAAGACCCCGAAAACAGCAACUAUUUCACAGCUCACUGAUGCCGCUGCUGAGAAAUUGGUCAAUAUUAAAGAGCGUUCUGCUACUGGCUUGCAGUAUGCUAUAGCGAAUCACCCCCGGCUUGAGUUGAACAUCGAUAUCAGUCCAAGUUAUAUAAUCAUCCCGAACGGAGGUCUAUUCUGUAAUCGCGAAUCGGUGCUUGUACUGAGCUUGGGUAAACUUCUGGUCCAAACGGAGCCAAGACCACUGAACCAGAAAGAUGUUCAUUCGAUGCACGCGGAAGGCGCCAACCAGGAGGAGAUUCUGAACGAAAUUAUCCGUCAAAGCUACGACAAGUUCGUGCUCGAGAUUCGCGACGUUCAGGCAAUAGUGGCCACUUUCGACGAAGAUUGGCAAGGCACACUCCGGUGUAGCGCAGUAACGGAGAUGCAUCUCUUGGAACCAACAUCGUUCCGCAUUUCUGCACAUCUCUGCGUGCUUGAUGAUGACCCGCGACUACCGAAGUGCAAAAUUUUCGGUGAACUUCCGUCCGUGAAUAUAUGUGUUACCGAACAGCGGGUGUUAGAGGCACUUACCAUCGUGACGGGUUUGCCACUGCCCGAGAGCGAUGAAAUCCAGCCGGCACCGAUCGCGAAAGAUAGCAAUGUGUUCAGUUCGAGUCUGUCGCUGUUGAAGUACUUGGAUGAGAAGCAACAGAAGCUAAGCAAGAUGCAACGGUCGGCGGACAGCUUAACUACAUCCGACGUAGUGGACGGAGAAGUGGUACAGUUCAUCGACCUGGAAGUGAGAUUUGUUUUAAAUGAAUGUUCAUUGACAAUAUUCAAAAUAACUGGUACUGGGAGUAGUUCAUCGGAUGUUUUCGCAACACCUACAGAGGAGUUCGCGCAGAGUCCGCUUGAGCAGGCCUUCACUCCACGAAAGAGUGUUGGGUUCAAUGUACCAUUUAUCAAUACAAAUUCACGGAAGAUAAUGGCCUGCAAGGUGAAGCAGUUGGAGGUAAACAUGGUCCAGCGAACGUAUGAUUUAAAAGUGGCAUUGAAGCUUGGUGCGGUCACGCUGGACCAGUUUCGUGUCAGGAAUGAUCAGGAACAUAUUUUGAACGUGAUCCAAACUCCGAAGUAUGAUGACAACAAUGAUUAUCUGUUCAUGCUGAAUUAUACCAGUUGCAAGAAGAAUAGUCCGGAGUUUGCUACGAAGUACGCACUUGUCGAGCAGGAAGUGGGCAUCAAUUUCUCCACUUUGGUUCUGCUUCUCCAUGAGGAAGCACUGAAUGAAUUGAUAAGAUUGGCCAAUGACUUCCAAGUGCGAAUGGAUGCGGUGAUGUGUAGCAAGAAAGAACACGAACGAAACGGUAAUGUGCAGCGCGAUCGUAUUGCCACGAUUCAUGAGGAAAAAAGCGCUGCCAGCGUGCUGCUGAACUCUGCAAAGGAACGACUUCCCACCAUACUCGAAGACGAUACUGCAGUGACGGGUUCCAUUUCAAAAGCUAAUCGCAAACGAUCAUCAAUUGUAGACAGCAUUAAAAUAAAGGUUGUUGCCAAACUGGAAGAUGUUACCGUGGAGAUACAGAACGAUAAGCGAUCCAUCGCGGUUUUAGAGGUUCAAAACUUGACUAGCAGUGCAAUUGUCAAAACAUCCUAUACGGAAGUAAGCAUCCGGCUCCAGGAUAUCAUUCUGACCGACACAAAUCCAGCAACGAUUCACACGAAGAUCCUCUCGAUCAUCGGCGACAAUGCGCUGCAGGUGCAGGUCGUUCUGUACAACUUGGAAGCCACAUCCGACUACAACUCCGACGACAUGCGGAUCGAGGUGACCAUGGGUUGCGCCCGGAUCGUGUUCCUCAACUGGUUCGUUACUUCGGUGCUAGCGUUUCUGGACAAUUUCCAAGCGGCGCAACAGAGAAUCAAGGACGCCAGUGCAGCCGCUGCGGAGGCAGCCAGAAACAACGUCGUGGAAGCGUACAGCAAAGCUACGCGCAUGAAGUUGGACAUUAAGGUGAAGGCACCCAUCAUAGUGAUCCCUGUGGACUCCCGGAGUCUCAAGGCCGUUGCGAUGGAUUUCGGUCAUUUGAGCAUCACGAAUAACUUCCGGGAUAUCGAAACGGAGAACCCCCACGGACCGGCAGUGAUUGACGAUAUGAAAAUUGAGUUGAAAGAUAUGAAGUUGUCGAAGGUUGAUGUUUGUCCCUCGGAUGAGAGUAACGUCUCACAUACAUCGCGUUAUGGCACCGACGAUAUGAUUUAUGGAAUUGUUCCGGAUCAGAGUGCGGUGCUGAGUCCCACCAGCUUCACGCUUGUGGUUAAAAGGAAUCUUUCUUCUGGGUGGUAUCGCGAUAAGCCAGAUUUGGAUAUAUCGGGCCGGCUGAAGGCGGUCGAGCUAAACUUCAUUGCGACUGAUUACAGUGUAAUUAUGCUGAUUCUAUCGAAAAAUAUGACCGAAGGCCAGGAUGAAUUUAAGAAACCUGUACCAAAACUAGAAAAGUCACCAACGAGCACAGAGAUCAUUAAUUAUCCUACUUCUUAUGCUGACAAUAAUGCUAUCGACGGUAAAACCAACUGGUCCGCUGUAGCCAAGAAAGCUACCGCUAAACCCUUCGGACUGGAAAUGGGACAACUCAAGUUGCUCAAGCAGGAUGCGGUCACGCAGCAGGAGAAGGAACCGGCGAAGCAGAAGGUUGAUACCUUCCUCAAGUUUAGCUUCCAAAUUGAUAGUAUUAACAUUAAGUUAUUCACUGCUCCCGGAGAGGGACUGGCUUGUUUCGAGGUUUACUAUCUGUCACUGCAGGGAAAAAAGCUGACGGACGGCUCCCUCAACACGGCUAUCAUUUUGUGCGAUAUCCGUUUGGACGACAUCCGCCCGAACCGGGAGAACAUGCUAACGCGUUUGAUGGAACGCCGUGCGCACAGCUCGAAGGUUAGCUUCGUCAGUAAAAGUGACGACGAAGAGGGCAUGAUGGCGCCCUUGCUUUCCAUGAUCGAUAUCACGUUCAAUAUGAAGGAGAGUGAUAUGUUUGCCGAUGUGAAGGUUUCCAGCUUUAAUUUGAUUCUGUCGGUUGAUUUUCUGCUGAAGAUUCAGCAGUUUUUGCAACCGGAAGAGCUGGCGGAGCAGAAAGCGAUACAGGCCGCGGAGGAGCAGGCCAGGCGAGAACGCAAGUCGAGCACCUCAGCAGCUUCUACCGAAAAAUCUGAGGCCGGUCAGAUGACGGUGAUCAUCAAGAUCGAACAGCCAGACAUCAUUCUGGUGGAGAAGAUGGAUGACAUCAACUGCUAUGCGCUCAUACUGAACAACGAAAUUUCGCUCAAUGUUCGUCUGGUUGGCGAACGGCAGAUCAUCAAGGGUGAACUGAAGGAUCUCUGCCUGUACUACGCGGAGUUCAAUCCGGAAACGCGAAACGAUACGAAGCACUUCGUGAUCCAUCCUUGCUCGAUUAGCUUGAAUGGUUCAACGCCCGAAGGUAAAGGACUGCAUCUCAGCUUGAACUCAACGAACAUUAAGAUCAGUGUAUCGCCGGCGGUUAUUGAGCUGAUGAAUAAUGCCCUGACGACCCUGUCGGCUAACGAGCAGAUCAAAUUGGAUGAAACGCAGCGGGCGGUGGAUUACAGUGAUUUGUGGAAUAUUCAGGGUUAUGAUCCAGAUGAGUUCUGGUUCAUAAGACCCGAGUUGGCCGAAGAUGCACUCAGUUUGGAGUCGCUACGAACUAUUGAGAUCAAGGAGGAGAAAUGUAUGGUAGAGGUUCCCUCGAUUUCGUUGAUAAUCGAAACCGGGCUCGGUAUUAACACGAUGCCUAUGCUUUUCAUUGAAACGAGCAUGCAAGCGGAGGUUACGAACUGGAGCUCGGAUAUGAAAAUCAACAGCUCGCUGUGUCUUAGUAUGUCGUAUUAUAACCAGAGUUUGGCACUGUGGGAAUAUAUCAUCGAACCGAAUGAGAUAGAACAAGCGAACGGAAAUGUAGACAGUGCUCCGUGGGAGCUGACUUUUGAAUUGGAAGUUGAUCAUCAUGAGGAUCGUUCUCGAGAUCCUACAACGAAAAUUAACAUCGCUUCUAAAGACAGCUUGGAAAUGACCGUUACCAAAACCUGUCUGGACGUGCUUCAAAACUUGGGGAAAGCAUUUUCGGAAGCUAUUAAACGGGAAGGAAUAGUUAAGACUGAAAUUCAAGCCCCAUAUACCGUGCAGAAUGAUACCGGUCAGGACAUCAAGGUCAACUUUGUUGGAAGUGAUUUUGUAAUUCAUUCUUCCCAUUUACAACCUGGUCAAGAGGAUGAGCUGAUUGCCAUCGAACAGAUUGGUGCGCAGGAAGUUAAGAGCUGUAUCAUUAUGCCGAAUGGCAGAUUGAAUCUGGAACCACGUGAGAAGGAUGUCGAGCUUUCGAUGCUCACGGUGAUGCAGGACAAUGAAAACAGCGCAAAAAAGAAGUUUAUAAAAGCCGUCAUUGGUGAUUCGGACAAAGAGCUCACCCUGCCAGUGUAUAAAUCCGAUAAGCGAUACUUCCCGCUGUAUCGAAAGACAGACCAGGAACCAUGGGCCAUUAUAUCGGAGGUCAAGAUCGAGCACGGCUCAACGCUGGUGGUGUUGCGUGGAAUUGUUCAAAUUUAUAAUCAUUUCACUGCCCCUGUUUACAUCUAUCAGUUUAUUUGUCAUGAAAAAUACCUAGUUGGGGAAGUUCGACCGGGUGGAUUUUUCAACGUUCCGCUGUAUUAUUUGUACAACGAAUGCAAAGAGCUUCACUUCUCCAUGAAGGGCUAUCAUUCGUCUGCCCAGGGUAUCAGCUGGAAGGAAUCACCGAACCAUAUUGAACUUAUCAAAGCUCUUCAGUGCGAUCCAAUCAAGACGUUCGAGCCAUUCUAUAUAAAUGCUGUUCGCGAACGACAUGAUGUGUUCCACGAAGUUACCACAAAGCACACUAUGCUGAGUGCCUGUUUCGAGAUUCACUUAAAACCACCAUUGAUGCUGAGAAACGCUCUGCCGAUCGGAUUAACCAUAUCGGUUGCAGGUUGUUCUGUACGGCGGGAGCAAAACAAUGAGGUGGUUACCAGUUCCGAGAGCAUUUCCACCACCUCUACGAUAGUGGGCGAGGAUUUCCUGGAUUACGGAGAGAAAUUACUGCGUCCGGGAGAAUUAUUGCAUCUUCCCACAGUCAAGACUGCUGCGAGAUCCGCAACGGAGACAUCCUAUAUUGUGGCGAGGUUGGUGAAUUACCUCGAAAAAGACUGGUCCUGCACUACAGAGAUUCCAGCAGAACCACCGGAGUUCAGUGUAUGGACAUUCAACGCUUACGAUUCCGUUGAAGUGAUGUCACUGCAGCUGGGCGUAAAGUACGAGAAUCGUAACGAUGGCAUGACACUAAUUGUGUACUGUCCAUUUUGGAUGCUCAACAAGACGGGUUUGAUGCUUAGCUAUAGAAAAUCACGAAAAACUGAGAAGAAAGAGUUAGCUGGCAAAACCACGUACAAGACCAACGAUGAGAAUACCAACAUAUUGUAUCAUCCACCCGAGUACGAUGGUCCUAUCCUGUUUUCCUUCCGCGAGAAAGCAUUUUUCGGCAAAAAGAAGGCGGCUAUCCGAGUGGAUACUGGCGAAUGGAGCGAAAAGUUCUCGCUUGAUGUGGCUGGUUCCAGCGGUGUCAUAUUAUGUCAGGCUAAUAAUAUGACUUAUCAGAUUGGCGUUCAUAACACUCUGACGCACAAUUCGUUGACAAAGCAGAUCGUCUUUAUGCCAUACUUCGUGCUGAUCAAUCGAGCAGAGUUCGACGUGGAUGUGCAGGAACCUCUGCGACCGGGGGAUCCAUGGACGAGGGUUAAGGUGAACGAUUGUGUUCCCCUGUGGCCGAAGACAGAGGAAAAUCGAACAUUGCGGUUGCGGGCAGAUGGUUAUCCUGAAAUUACCGCUUCUUUCAUUUAUACCGAGGUGCAAUGCACCCUGCUGCAGUUGAAGAACCGGUACGGAGGUAUCAACGUAGACGUGCACGUGACUGAAGGUGCCAUAUAUGUCACCUUCUCGUGCUAUCACAUUGGGGAUGCUCCGUCACUGAUAAUGAACCACACGAGCGAAGAGUUUGCAUUCAAGGAGAAGGGUGACGUGAACGGGAAGAUUUUGAUGCCCAAUCAAAUGGUCUUGCACACCUGGAUUAAUCCAGCGGGCGAGAGAAAGAUUGUUUGGGACAGCGGUUCGAAACUGGUUUCGAUUGAGAGUGAUUUAAGGCGGGACGAUAUAAGUGAAUUCAAAUCUCCCACCGAUAAGGACAUCUUCUGGGUGUCCUUCCUGAAUGGAACGCAGCGUGUGCUGCUGGUUACCGACAAUGCGAAUAUCGCUUACGGUGUUCACAGUGCCAGUCGGUUGGAUCAAGUGACCCAAGAGAUCAAGAUUGAAAUACACGGAGUUGGGUUAUCCCUCGUGAACAACAGCAAACAGUGUGACCUCAUGUACAUCGGAAUAGCUAGCUCCGGAGUUAUUUGGGAAGAAUGCAAGAAAUCCGGUCGCUUUAAACAGAUGAAAAUCCAGGAAACCUUCUACAUGGAAAACACCUAUCAGCAAUUUUUGAGAGACAUGGAAAUCGGGGUGUCGUCAAAGAAGAAAUAUUUUCUGGAAGGCGAAAAACGCAUUGAAAUCGAUUUCCACAAUAAUAUUAUUAAGAAAUCCACCGAUCGAGCCAUCAAACGUACCUUCUAUCCGGGUGUGUGGCUCGAGAUGAAAUCAUCCUCUCAUCAGUUGCAAUUCCACGCGAAAAUCAAUCGCAUACAAAUCGACAAUCAAUUGACGGACUGCAUAUUCCCAGUAGUGCUAGCACCGAUUCCACCCCCGAAAAGUGUGGCCGCCACUACUGAGUUUAAGCCCUUCAUCGAGAUGAGUAUGGUGCAACGAAUCAUUCCCCAUUCCAAUGUGAAACAAUUCAAGUAUCUGCGAGUUUUGAUGCAAGAGUUCCACGUUAAGGUGGAUCUGUUGUUUAUCAACGAAAUCUGUGAGAUGAUCAGUACGGAUAUUACCGAAGCGGAAGCCAAACGUCUGUUCGCUGAGGACCUGAAGGUGCAGACCCAACCGUUACAUGCCCACGUCGCGAUCCAAUCGCAAGCGGAGGUGAAAAAUUUUUACGACAAUCUUCAUCUGGGUCCACUGAAGAUUCACGUUAGCUUUUCGAUGGCUGGCUCGGAAUCGAAGGCCUUGCCGGGCAUACUGUCCACCAUCCUUCAAGGUGUGGGCGUGACGCUAACCGAUAUCAAUGAUGUCGUGUUUCGGUUGGCAUUUUUCGAACGGGAAUUCCAAUUCCUAACCCAGCGACAGUUGGUUUCGGAGUGUGUGGCUCAUUACAGUGGCCAAGCGGUGAAGCAGCUUUACGUGUUGGUGCUUGGGUUAGAUGUUAUUGGAAAUCCCUAUGGUUUAGUGGUUGGCUUUACCAAGGGCGUCGAAGAUCUGUUCUAUGAGCCGUUCCAAGGAGCCAUCCAGGGCCCAGGCGAGUUUGCCGAAGGGUUGGUGCUCGGAGUGAGAUCUCUUUUCGGGCAUACCGUGGGUGGUGCUGCUGGUGCAGUUUCCAAAAUCACCGGUGCGAUGGGCAAAGGUUUGGCUGCGCUGACAUUCGACGAUGACUACCAGAGGAAACGGCGAGAUGCACUGAACAAAAAACCGGCCUCCCUGCAGGAGGGCAUUGCUCGUAGCGGUAAAGGGCUAGUGAUGGGGGUGUUCGAUGGUGUAACAGGUGUUUUCACCAAACCGAUCAGUGGGGCCAAAGAGGAGGGGGUUGAAGGAUUCUUCAAAGGAUUGGGUAAAGGAGCGGUAGGAUUGGUGGCACGCCCCAUCGCAGGCGUGACCGACUUCGCUAGUGGAAGCUUCGACGCGGUUAAACGAGCUACAGAGCUAUCGGAUGAGGCAAUUCGGCUUAGACCUCCUCGUUUUCUACAUAAGGAUGGAAUUGUGAGGUCUUACAACAAGAGGGAAGCGGAGGGCAACAAGCUGCUGAAAGAAAUCGAUAAAGGGAAGUUCACCGCUACAGAUACAUUCGUUUUCUACGACGUCGUGGUUGAGAAUAAGGAUAUUGUCGUUCUAACAGAUUGUCGCAUCAUCUAUGCGAUCAAAAGUGAACUGUUUGGAGGUUGGCAGUGCGAGUGGUCACAUCGGUGGACAGAAGUGCUGAGUAUUACGAUACUGAACGAUGGAGUUGAAAUGCUGCUGCGCAGCAAGGAUAGCAAAUCUGCUUUCAAGAAAAUGUUCAGCUCCUCUGGAAAUCACAAAAAGAUCGUGCUUAUCCCGCACGCACAUCGCCGCAAUAGGCUCAUGGAACACAUGGAACGUCUGCGACAAAAAGCCGAAUGAUAAAUAGUUGAUGGCGCAUCAGGUGAUGGAUGCAUCACGGUAAGCAAGCUUUGAAGGGCAACAAUAACAAUAUUCGCUUUGCGCGACGAUGUUAUUUAACCGUUAAUUUUAUUAUCACUAGCUUAGCUAUUGUUAGAUCAGAUUUUUAAGAAAUAACGAUAUAUACCAAGGUUUAUUAGGCUGCGAUGAUGAUGUUAUUUAUCCCAGUUCCAUGUUUAUAUAUCAUCUAUUCAUAUAAUCUACCAGUGGAUCUUCACUUGGAGCCGCUAUAGCUUUCAUUGAAAGGUACAACACACCUUUCUCACAAAAUGUCACCAAUGAAAGAAGACCAAAUAGUGUAUAGCUAGAUUUUUAUUACUUUCUCAACGCGAGUAUCGUUCUAGCACAACGGCGAAUAUCUCUUUUCUAUCUAGUAGCGCGAAUAGUUGCUCCAAAACAACAUUUAUAAGCAGUACAAAACAGCAAGAAAAGAUGAUACGGGGACAUUAUCGAAGAAAAUAAUGUCUGUAAAGAAAAGCAAUUGCUUUCAGAGAAUUUUUUGUUUUUAUUUUGAAUUCUAUUGAGUUUCUCUAUUGCACACUGAAUAAAUGUAUUUAAUAUUUGAA
Messenger RNA from Toxorhynchites rutilus septentrionalis, 11371 nucleotides. RefSeq names its product intermembrane lipid transfer protein Vps13 (gene Vps13). Gene Ontology annotation, cellular component: extrinsic component of membrane. Gene Ontology annotation, biological process: protein retention in Golgi apparatus; protein targeting to vacuole. The record is from RefSeq and is a predicted model, not a curated record. Lineage: Eukaryota; Metazoa; Arthropoda; Insecta; Diptera; Culicidae. The transcript has 26 exons. Bases 621 to 10766 code for a protein of 3381 amino acids.